This is a messenger RNA of Sorex fumeus (smoky shrew), 530 nucleotides long. It is a transcript of the gene NAA38, whose product is annotated as N-alpha-acetyltransferase 38, NatC auxiliary subunit. The coding region runs from base 118 to 495 and encodes 125 amino acids. The record is from RefSeq and is a predicted model, not a curated record. The transcript is spliced from 3 exons. Gene Ontology annotation, molecular function: RNA binding. Lineage: Eukaryota; Metazoa; Chordata; Mammalia; Eulipotyphla; Soricidae. Gene Ontology annotation, cellular component: NatC complex.
AGAGGACUGGAAGCGGCCGCGAUCUCGCGAAGGAGGAGUCGACGCGCUCGCGAGAUCUCAGGCCGCUGGCUCCGGAAGGUUCCGAAAUCGAAGGGCCCGGAGGCGGCCCCGGGGCAAAUGGCCGGCGCUGGACCAGCGGUGCUGCUGCGAGAGGAGAACGGCUGUUGCAGCCGGCGUCAGAGCACCUCCAGCGCCGGGGACUCGGAAGGGGAGCGCGAAGGUUGCUCGGCGGCGCGCGCGCGGCAGCAGCUGGAGGCGCUGCUCAACAAGACCAUGCGCAUCCGCAUGACGGACGGGCGGACGCUGGUCGGCUGUUUCCUCUGCACGGACCGCGACUGCAACGUUAUCCUGGGCUCGGCUCAGGAGUUCCUCAAGCCGUCGGAUUCCUUCUCUGCGGGGGAACCCCGUGUCCUGGGCCUGGCCAUGGUGCCUGGACACCACAUCGUUUCCAUCGAAGUGCAGAGAGAGAACCUGGCAGGGCCUCCUUAUCUCUGAUCGAGGUCACGCCGCCCUGACUCCAUUAAAAGUGA